AUGAACGACCAAGACUCCAAACCCCGGGUGACCAUCGCCCUAGGGACAACAACAUCAUCUUCCUCAUCCAGCUUCAAAACCAAGAAACCCAGUCGACCAACACAUACCAGGCGACACCGCGCCGGCGCCGGCGCCUCAUGCUCCGAAUCCGAAGAAGACGAUGACGACGAAACCGGCGGUGGUGCACAACGCAGUAGCGGUGGUCGCGUCCAAGUAAUUACCGAAAUAUCAACCUAUGGCGAUGACGACGACAACGACCGUUCCUCCAAAACUCGGGAUCGUUCAGAUCGAGAUCGCAACCGAGACCGUAGCAGAGAUAGGCACAGGGAUGGGGGCGACAGAGACCGUGAUCACAGGAGAGACAGGUCCAGAAAAAGGUCAAUGGAUAGAUCGGGAGACAGGAACAGAGACAGAGACAGAGACUCCCGUCGACGACACUCAAGAUCUCGCUCCCGGGACCGCAAACCAAGAGAAUCACAAAACACCAAAGACCCAGAACCCGCUGCUGCUCCUCCCCAAAAAUGGGGUCUAACAAUCAAUCCAAAAUCCUCUUCUACCAGCAAACCCCAUCAACCCCCAACCUCACGGAACUCACGUCCCCGUUCCCCCUCCCCAAACCCAGAAAAAGAAGACCAAAACCCCCAAACACUAGAAGAACAAGCCCUCUCCUCCCUCCUCGACCUAGAUAACAAGGGUCCCUCCUCAAAAAGAAAACGUUCUCCUUCUUCCGGUAGCGAUUGCGAUCGCGACCGCUCCCCAGACCAUUCCGACUACCGCGCCAUUCCCAUCGACGACUUCGGCGCCACUUUACUCAAACAAUUUGGUUGGGACGGCAAGAUGCGGGGGAAAGUGAAGGAAGUUUCGCACAAGCACGCGAAUUUGGCCGGGCUGGGAGCCAAGGACGCCAAAGGGGCCGAGGAGCUGGAUGCUUGGAACCAGAAGAUUAGUGGACGGGGCGGAGACUCAAGAGGGAGGCCUGUUAGGCUGGAGGAUUACAGGCGGGAGGAGAGCAAGAAGAAGCAGAGGACCGAGUAUCGACAUGGGGAAAGCAGUUAUAAGCAGGAGAGGGAACGGGAGAGGGAGAGGGAAAGGGAAAGGAGGGAGGAUAGGUGA
Sordaria macrospora k-hell is the source of this 1113-nucleotide messenger RNA. RefSeq lists its product as uncharacterized. The record is from RefSeq and is a predicted model, not a curated record. NCBI's taxonomy places the organism in Eukaryota, Fungi, Ascomycota, Sordariomycetes, Sordariales, Sordariaceae.